Molecule: messenger RNA, 5018 nt
Organism: Wasmannia auropunctata (little fire ant)
Lineage: Eukaryota; Metazoa; Arthropoda; Insecta; Hymenoptera; Formicidae
Gene: Adcy2
Product: adenylate cyclase type 2
Exons: 19
Coding region: 670-3708 (1012 amino acids)
Biological process (GO): cAMP biosynthetic process; adenylate cyclase-inhibiting G protein-coupled receptor signaling pathway; intracellular signal transduction
Cellular component (GO): plasma membrane
Molecular function (GO): adenylate cyclase activity
Source: RefSeq, a predicted model, not a curated record
UGCAAGCUUCGCGGCUGCGAAAGCGGUUGGACGGAAAGUCCGUGGAAAAUCUCAGCUCGGAAAAAGCUCAUUUAAAAGAAAGUAAAGUAACGUAAAUCGUAUGAUAAAUCAAGUUUCGAUCUCCAUUUACGUAGUAAAUUUAAAUCCCUGAAAUCUAGCUCGAGAAUUAAUUCGCGUUUGAUUUACGAUUAGCAAAAAGCUUAAUUCCGGCGGUAUAACUUCUCGCCGAUAUGCGUUGCGCGAAUCGUUUCUUUGUCGCUUUCUUUUGCAAAGAAAAAAUAUAAAAGGGAAAACGAAUCGAGGACAAAGGAAAUAAUUAAUAAUGAUACCGUCGAACGGAGCUGCACACCUCGCGGAAACCGCGAAAAUUCGCGCAUUAAAAAUUUGAUUGGACCCGACGCCGGGGGUAAAUAUUUACACGCGUAUAUUGGAUUCAUCUCUGCGAUCCGCACGUACCGGAGUCGAUGUGCGCGGGGACGAGUAGCGCGAAAUCGAAUCGCUUUCUUGGAUGGUAAAUUUGGGAGAUUUAGACAACGCGCAACGGAUAAACAUGUCGCGGAGAAGGUGAAGUGCACGAGAAAAGCGACGUCGCGCCGUCGAUGAUACUCGACCCGUAGGAGGAAACCAAUUUGGAUUGAGGCCAAGCCUGAGAAAAUCUCAUCCGCAAACAUGGAAGAAGAAGAGAGUCUCGGCGAUACCACCGGCGACGACGCUGGCGUUAAGGAACUUCAGGAACUUCGUGACAAGUAUGAGGGAAAGCUGACGGCGUCUCUCUACACGGGAACACUCAGCAUCGCUGCUGUCGCCUCGCUGAUCGCUCUAGGUGCUUUCUGCUUCACCGACUAUCAUAAGCUAUCCAAUUUGAACGAUUUUGUACCUGUAUCGGCACUGACGACCAUGCUCAUCGCCUCUUUGACAUUUUUAGUAGUCACGCAAUUAUCUUCGACUAUAAUCUCCAAACGGUCCAGGAUUUUAAUAGGUUUAACAUCCUCCAUCAUACUCGGUUUAGGAGUUUUAAUAUUAAGAGGUGCUCUACCCUUGUUCGCCUGUAUCCUAUCGAUAAUCGCCAUUCUGCCGAAAAUGAGAUGGCAAAUACCGCUCGUCAUCGGUUGCAUUUUGGCCCUGGCGCACGUUUCGAGAAGACUUAUCUUCGACGAUCUAACGAGAUAUUACAACGUGAUCCAGAUUAUUGUCGAGAUCAUGUUCCUUGUGGCUGCUAUCCUCGCGGGCAUGUACUAUCGGAUCCUAACGAUGAUGGCCCAUCGCAGAACUUUCUCCGGCACAAAAACCGUGAUCGAAUCGCGAAUCAAGCUCGAAUGCGAGAGGGAGCAGCAGGAACAAUUAUUACUCAGCGUUAUACCAGCCUACAUCGCGGCGGAGGUAAAGAGGAGUAUAAUGCUGAAAAUGGCGGAUGCUUGUCAGGAAGCUAAUAAGCACAAGCAGACCACGUUCCAAGAGAUGUAUGUACAACGACAUAACAACGUAAGCAUUCUCUACGCGGACAUUGUCAACUUCACACCGCUGUCGGAACAGCUCUCAGCUUCCGAUCUCGUGAAGACGCUCAACGAGCUCUUUGGCAGAUUCGAUCAAAUAGCCCAGGACAAUCAAUGCAUGAGGAUCAAAAUUUUGGGUGACUGUUACUACUGCGUUUCCGGGCUUCCGGUUUCCCGUCCGAAUCACGCUUACAACUGUGUAAAUAUGGGGCUGCAAAUGAUCGAUGCCAUCAGGUUUGUCCGCGAGGCCACCGGCUUUAACGUCGACAUGAGGAUAGGAAUUCACACAGGGAACGUGCUGUGCGGAGUACUCGGUUUGCGGAAAUGGCAAUUCGACGUGUGGAGCGACGACGUGACCUUGGCCAAUCACAUGGAAAGCGGCGGUCUACCAGGGAGAGUUCACAUAACAAAGGCUACUCUGCUUCAACUGGGUGAUCGGUUUGAGGUUGAGCCAGGCGACGGAGGGUCACGGGAAAGUUAUCUUGCUCAGCACAAAAUAGAAACCUUUCUUAUCGUGCCACCCAAAAAAAAUCGAGAGGAAAAUGGAAUGGAAAAUGGUGGAAAUCGUAUACAGGGACCUGGACCAGUACCUUCUAGAUCCAGACCUAGUAGCAAAAUGACAAAAUACGUGGAAUGUUGGGGUGCAGACAAACCUUUCGCUAAUAUAGCGGAAGCGACAUUAGCGAAGAAUAUUGGCCUAACAAGCAUUGCAAUGAUCGAAUCGAAUCUAUUGGCAAACAAUGGCAACUGCUUUGAUACACAACACUGGUGCGGUGGAAGUGAAGGAAUUUCGCCGUUUACCUAUUGGUUCAAGGAUAAGAAUCAAGAGCAGUUGUAUAGAGAGCAGAGGGAUGAGCAAUAUCUUUGGUACGUUGUGGCCUCCAAUGUGGUUUACGCUAUGAUGUUCUGCAUCCAGAUCAUCUAUCUACCAAGAAGCAUCAUAGUUUACGGUUGCUUUGCUGCUGGUAUAGCAUCUCUAAUUAUAUUUGCUGCAAUUUCUUGGUUCAGUGGAAAAACCGAUUCUGAAAAUACCGAAGAAACAACGAAUCAAAUUGCACUUAGCCGUGGUAUCAGAAUAACUGUGUAUUUAAUAACGGCACUAUUAGCCAUCGCAUCAUCAGUCAUUAGUCUGAUCGAAGUUGAUCACAUUGUUGGAUACAAUAUUAUACCAGUAUACAUAUAUUCCCCAGUGAUAGCGUUAGUAGUUGGUUGGACACACCUGAGGGUCGAUUUCUUGCUGAAACUGGGCGUAAUGCUCCUCUCCGUUGCCAUAAUACUCGUGAUCUUCUCUCAAGCACCAGUAAUUCAACUGUACUACGGCGAGAACCCCGACGUCAAGUUUUACGGUGUCCAUUAUCUGCUGCAAGUGGGAUAUUUGCUGGUUCUCGUCAGCCUGAUACUCCACAUUCUCGACAGACAGGUGGAAUACACGUCCAGAAUGGAUAUUCUAUGGAAGAGCAAGCUGAGAGUCGAGCAGGACGAGGUGGAGACUAUGAGAGGCAUCAACAAGAUUCUCUUGGAGAACAUUCUUCCAGCGCACGUGGCUGAUCACUUUUUAGCUACGAGAGCUAUGCAGGAACUCUACCACGAAAGAUACAGCAGCAUUGCCGUAAUGUUCGCGUCGAUUCCGAAUUACAAGGAAUUUUAUGAUGAAACUGACAUAAACAAGCAAGGUCUCGAGUGCCUGCGUCUACUUAACGAAAUCAUUUGUGACUUCGACAAGCUCUUACUUAAGCCGAAGUUUUCGGGAAUCGAAAAGAUCAAGACGAUAGGUAGUACUUACAUGCUGGCGUCCGGUCUGAGCCCAGGAAAGGAGGGCAGUGACAGCAAAGAAUUACUGAAGCAACAAGAUCAUAAUGUGAUUGUACUCGUCGAAUUUGCUCUCGCGCUUAUGACGAUCCUAGAUCAGAUCAAUAGAGAUUCUUUCCAGAGAUUCAAAUUGAGAAUAGGCUUAAACCACGGUCCGGUGAUAGCUGGCGUUGUAGGCGCUCAGAAGCCGCAGUAUGACAUUUGGGGAAAUACGGUGAACGUGGCUUCCAGGAUGGACAGUUGCGGUGAGAUGGGCAAGCUUCAAGUCACCGAGGACACUGCCAAGAUCCUCAUCGAUGCCGGAUAUGAGCUUGUCUGCCGAGGGCCGACAUACGUGAAGGGCAAGGGAACCCUUACCACGUACUUCGUGAAGACACCUUUUGACGACAAGGGUGAUAGCUAUUAGCAGUGAAUUUAUCGAAUUCAUUAAAACGAUUUAGAUAAUCAAACUUUAUCUCGUAAUCGGAAAAGACUUUUAAUUCUCCACGACAUUAUCGAUCCUUAUACGAAAAAUCGAAGCACGAAACGUUGCAGGAAACAAAUUUUCGUUUAAGCGGAUAAAGAAGAUGCAUUGUCGAAAAGGUGAUUUCAGAAUUUUAACGAUCUUUAUCAGUAAUAUAAGAUACUCAUGAAUAUUUAUUUAUUUAACUCAUAAAUAAGAUCUUAACUUCGCGCGAACAAAUGGAAGUUACAUUUUUUAAAUUUAUCAUAAAAAUUGAAAUAUAUUCACAAUGUAUUUACUAUAAUAAUAAUUCCAUUCUUUGUUGUUUGUUAUAUAUAUUAAAGGAAUAAUCAAAUAUACAUUAGAGGAAUGAAUAAUCGACACGUGUUUGAUGAGAAUGCGAAUGUUCAGAUUGCACUAAACUCUCGAUGUUUCAUUGCAUUUAAAAAAACCGAGGAAACGGGAUAAAUAUUCAUAUUCAAUAGUUUCAAAAAUAAAAACAAUUUUAUACCUAUAUCACAGACAAAUGAUAUAAUUUUACAUAUACGUUUUUUUACAUGUUUUUUUUAAGAUAUCCCAAAAUUGUUGCAAAAACAUUUCAAACACCGACUCAAUCCAGUUUUUGAUUUAUGACAAGUGAUUGUAUGUAUCGUUACGUCGUACCUGUCCAAGUAGAUUAUCUGUAUAUACAUAUACGCAUAUCUUCUUCAUAACAUCUUGGCAGAUGCGUUGAUUGACACAAUUGAGCCUCGAUAUAGCUCAUGCUCAUGGAUUCUCAUGGGAAAGUAAAUAUAAUCAUAUUAUAUAAUUGUUUCCCGUUGCUUUCCGUGUUCCAUAUUCAGCCGCCCAUCGUGGGAGCUGUUGCUGUUGUGCUUUACGUAGAUUACGAAUUUAAUUCGUUUAUGGGAUGAGAGAUCAAAUCCAAGAUUCAAUAACGAAUCCGUCGUUCUCAUAGAGCCGCGGCGUCCCAUAUAUUAAUCAUAAGUGUGUAAAUAUAAUAUAUAUAUAUAUAUAUAUCCGUCAAAAUUUAUUUGUCGCAGCGAAAAGAAUUAAUCAUUUAAGUAUGUAUAUAUGUAUGUGUUUUUGAGAGCUGCGAUAAAUUUUGACGGAUAAUUUCCACCAAGAAAAGCAACAUAAGCUCUUCACUCAAUCACCCUGAUAUUCGAUGUACGAUAUUGCUUUACACGGCCGAUAUAUUUAUUGUCUUCCAUCACAAUCUGAAAAUAUUAUGAAUAUGAUUAUAAAUAAAAGUACGAUGGUAAAGUUCACUCCAA